AACGAUUCCUCCUUCAGCUGAGAAACACGCACGCCCAUGUUUACCAGAUUCGAGGUUCUACUGGCUAAUGAUUUUCUUGCAUUCUAAGUUCAAAGCGUAUUCCCAUGCAUAUAAAUUCUCCGAAGGAUUGGCUACUCUUAUCAUUUUCUUCUCUCGUUCGAAGCAAUUCCUCUCAUCCUCAUCAGUCACUCACUCUUUCACUACCCUGCCUGAAACACUCGAGAGUAUCGGCGCUCGCUCACCACCGAUUCGAACAAAAUCUCUUCGCUCAUCCAAAUCUGAGUGUUCGCUUCCCAGAGCAUCUUUCAAUCUCGAGCACUCAUCUCACGAACAGGUUUCUGAAGGCAAAUUUGCCUACCUUGUCCGUCUCUCGACUCGAAUCUUUUAUUGGAUUAUCGACAGGUUCUCAGAAUGGCCAGUUAUAAUGAUGUCUUUGGCGAUGACGAUUCUCCCUCUUGGCUCACUGCCACCAAAGAAUGUGACUCAGACGAUCAAAUCUUUGAUCACCAUUCGGCUGUCAUAUUCUUGGAAACAGCGGUGGUGCAUCGGACAUGGGAAUCGCCUCUCAAUGUAAGAAGUUGGGCCUCUGGUUCUCGAUGCAAUGCGGCGUCUGGAAUUAAGAGUGGCUGAAUGGUCUCCGCAGUCUCCACAAAUUUUAUCCUCAAAUUGACGGCGGCGUGUUUCGUGUGCCACCGCGAGCUCGGACGCUCCGCAGCAACACAUCCAGAUUCUGGAUUACCCAAGCAGAUCCCAGACAUUGGCAGAGAUCAGAGCUGGACAGAGACUUGAGCAAGGUUUAGAAUCAUCCGGCCUAAGGAUCAGUGUAGACUUACAGAAGCCUCGGAGAGCUCUCUCAAGCUGUUCGAUCGCAUACUUCGAGGCGAAUGCAAGCAAGAUCUCCAUAGAAUCAGAACUUGCAGAAUUCCGUGGCGAAGAUGGAGAAAUUUCUGAAUUACUUCAAAUGGACGACAUAUACCCUCCGAAAGCAGGAUCAGAGUUUCUACCGGGGACGUCAAUGUGCGUGCACUUAGGCCGAGAAUUCCGUGGCGAUCAUGCAGGAGCAAGAAUGCAGCUUGUUGAUCACGCCAGGAGCCAGAGGUCGGAGAAAUUUGUCUGAGCGUCGUGUCCGAUUCAUGGCGAAUGGCGAAGAAUUGGCGACAACGCUCUGUUCUCCUCAAGAGCAUAGCCUUAAUCGAAAUGCAGAGGAUUGUUCAACGUAAAUCAAAUCCUGAGUAGAAAGAAGUAGACCCUACGCAUCACAAGGUUUCCGAAAAUUCAGCAUAGUGCUGAUGCUUUUUGUGUCUAUGUUAGUGUUAGACGAGGAAAGCCAUGAAAAUCUCUGGCGUCCUCUUCACCCGCUAUAAAUCAGAAUCCAUUGUUUACAUCAAUCUGAAAUCUCCCUCUCUCUAUCUAUACUAUCUUCGCUUGUCGAAUUACUGGUCUUUCUUUCCGUGCAUGGUUCUUAUGUUUGCCAUGUUCAGCAAAAA
Messenger RNA from Marchantia polymorpha subsp. ruderalis, 1487 nucleotides. The record is from the annotation of a GenBank genome assembly. Lineage: Eukaryota; Viridiplantae; Streptophyta; Marchantiopsida; Marchantiales; Marchantiaceae.